CCUGACAGGGUAUAUAUAAAGGCAAGCGCGGGGCGGAUCGACACGACUUGUGUUCGCCUCAGGUGUGGUGGCAGUAGCAUUCUUCCCCUCCCACCGCACACACUAAGAAUGGGCGUGCGAGUGUUGGUGUUCCUGGUGGCGGCGGCAGCCGUUGCCAUGGCAGGCUACAUCCCGCCAACCAAGAGCUUCGGCGCUGGAGCAUCGGCAGGAUCCAAGGCUUCGGCAUCUUCCUCUUCCUCUUCCUUUGGUUCCGCCUCCGCAGGAGCUUCAUCAGGAGCAGGAAGCUUCGGUUCCGCUGGUAGUCACGGCGCUGCUGGUGGCCAUGGCGCUGGCGGUUCAUUCGGUUCUGCUGGCGGUUCUGCUGGCGCUCAUGGCACUGGAAGUUCAUUCGGUUCUGCUGGUGCCCACGGCGCUGGUAGUGCAUUCGGUUCUGCUGGCGGUUCUGCUGGCGCCCACGGCGCUGGCGGUUCAUUCGGUUCUGCUGGCGGUUCUGCUGGUGCCCACGGAGUUGGCGGUUCAUUCGGUUCUGCUGGCGGUUCUGCUGGCGCCCACGGCGCUGGCGGUUCAUUCGGUUCUGCUGGCGGUUCUGCUGGCGCCCACGGCGCUGGCGGUUCAUUCGGUUCUACUGGUGGUUCUGCUGGCAGCCAUGGCGCUGGCGGUUCAUUCGGUUCUGCUGGCGGUUCUGCUGGCGGCCAUGGCGCUGGUAGUUCAUUCGGUUCUGCUGGCGCCCACGGCUCUGGUAGUUCAUUCGGUUCUGCUGGCGGUUCUGCUGGCGGCCAUGGCGCUGGCAGUUCAUUCGGUGGUGGUGCUGGCGGUGGUGCUGGUGGUCAUGGCACCACUUCUCAUGGAACCGGUGCAGGCUGCUGUGGUGAUGCUUCAUCCGGUUCUGGCACUUCCCACGGCGCUGGUUCAUCACACAGCUCAGGUGCAUUUGGUGCCAGUGGUUCAUCUCACGGCUCUGGUGCCUUCGGUGCUGGUGGUGCAGGCCAUGGUUCUGGUGCAUUUGGUGCUGGUGGUGCAGGUGGUGCAGGCCAUGGUUCUGGUGCAUUUGGUGCUGGUGGUGCAGGUGGUGCAGGCCAUGGUUCUGGUGCAUUUGGUGCUGGUGGUGCUGGUUCUGGUUCUGGUGCCUUUGGUGCUGGUGGUGCAGGCCAUGGUUCUGGUGCCUUUGGUGCUAGUGGUGGUGCAGGCCAUGGUUCUGGUGCAUUUGGUGCUGGUGGUGCUGGUUCUGGUUCUGGUGCCUUCGGUGCUGGUGGUGCAGGUUCUGGUUCCGGGGCCUUCGGUGCUGGAGCUCACGGGGCCGCAGGAGGCUCUGGAGCUGGCGGGCAGAAGGUGACAGUGGUGAAGCAGACACGCCCAGGAUCAGUCUUCAUUGCUUCCAAGGGCACGGCUCCUGAUGGCUCCUUCCACUCCAGUUCAUCCUUCUCCUCCUUCAGCUCCUCAAGUGGGAAAGGAAGCGCAACUGCCUCCGUGCACGGUCCAGGAGGAUUGUUGACCGUCAGUACUGUUGGCCGUCCUGGACAGUGUCCCUCCAUCAGCUCCUGUGGCACUAGAGGAUACGGCGCCAAGUGUAACUCAGACGUAGAAUGCAGCAAUCCAACAGAUAAGUGUUGUUUCAGUCCCUGUAGCGGCAACCAAUGGACGUGCACAAAACCCCAAGAUAAGAAGCCGUGGUAAGAUCUAGUAAGCGCCCAUUGCCCCGCCCCGCCUACACAACACGCGACCUUAUCGUUAAUAGGGAGGAAAGAAGAUGACGUUGCGGUGUUUACGACAAAAAUAACAUGAAGUGUCCGUGAAGCUUCGUCAGUAGUGCUGAACAAGAAUCCACGAAGCAUUCAAGAGUAACAAGAAGCUAGCAUCGUGGCUUCCUCGUGGUUUCAUUCCUAUAGUUUCCAUAUGGCUUUGUUGAUGAUACAAAUAAAGAUGAAAAUCUGUUGA
Portunus trituberculatus (swimming crab) is the source of this 1935-nucleotide messenger RNA. Its product is annotated as glycine-rich cell wall structural protein 1-like. Bases 109 to 1674 code for a protein of 521 amino acids. Gene Ontology annotation, cellular component: extracellular region. NCBI's taxonomy places the organism in Eukaryota, Metazoa, Arthropoda, Malacostraca, Decapoda, Portunidae. The transcript has 6 exons. Gene Ontology annotation, molecular function: peptidase inhibitor activity. The record is from RefSeq and is a predicted model, not a curated record.